This is a messenger RNA of Notolabrus celidotus (New Zealand spotty), 1503 nucleotides long. RefSeq names its product ankyrin repeat domain 33Ab (gene ankrd33ab). The coding region runs from base 12 to 1388 and encodes 458 amino acids. The transcript is spliced from 4 exons. Gene Ontology annotation, molecular function: protein binding. The record is from RefSeq and is a predicted model, not a curated record. Lineage: Eukaryota; Metazoa; Chordata; Actinopteri; Labriformes; Labridae.
GCUGUUGGAGGAUGGCCACCGCAGCUGAGGACCCUCACCUGGGCUCAGGCCCCAAUCAGGAUGACCUGUCUCUGGCAGGGAGUGAGUCCGAUUCAGACAGCAUCCUAUCAGACGACUCGGUGCUUCCUGACUACACGUCGGAUAUCACAAAUGGGUGUGCAGCAACAACUCUGUAUCAAGCAUGCGCCCGGAAUGAAAUUGCAUCUCUGAAGAAAGUACUGGAAAGAGGGGUCACGAAGGAGGAGGUCAUGGAGCUGGACAUCAAUAGAUGGAACGGUCUGAUGGUGGCUUGCUGCAGAGGUUAUUUGGAUAUUGUCUAUGGGCUUCAUGGCUGUCCCUACAUAGACAUAAACCAACAGGACAAUGAAGGCAACACUGCUCUGAUGAUUGCAUCACAGGCAGGUCAUGUCACCACAGUCAUGUAUCUCCUGAACUACUACCCCAGUAUAGACACUGAAAUCAGAGACUGUCGAGGUUUCACCGCCCUCAUCAAAGCUGCUAUGACCGGCCGUAAUGACGUUGUGUCCGCCCUUGUAAUGGCUGGGGCUGAUAUACAUGCAGUAGACUCAACAAAAUCAAAAAGUUCUCGGGAGUGGGCAGUGAAAACUGGUCGCUAUGAGACUCUGUUUCGUCUCCGCCGCCUUAACAUGCGGCCAAAAGCUGAGCAGUUCUGUGAGGACUUCAUCCCUGAGUGGCCUGAGCUUCAGGAGAGGGUAGCUAAGGCUACAGGGGAGAAAAGUACCAGGGAAAAAAUUACCCAGCGGCUCAAAAGCACAUUUGGAUUCAGAUUACCUCGUGACCCCGAGGACAACGGGUGCUUGGAUCACUUCGUACGCAUCACCACCAGCAUCCACAGUCCACUGAUUUCAACUGGAUGUCGUCCACUGUGUCCUACAAGCCCUCCUGAGGUGGGGAAGAGGCGCCUGGCUGUCCCGGAGCUGGUGAAGAAACACCCAGAAAAGGAGUUAGAAGAGAGCUCAGUGUGCCACAGCAAUGGCUCAGUGUCCCACAUCAUACCCACAAUCCACUCUGCAGAGUCUAUCACUACAACUUGCUGUGCCGACACCGACCGACGAGGUAGCCUCCUCUCUCUGGCUUCCACCAAAGUUGCUUCUACGUUUAUUCCCCGCAGCAUGGCGAGACGAAACAGUGUGUUCCCUUCUGGCUGCAUCCCCAAUAUCAACAUCAGCAGGCCUACAGAGGCAACUCCAAAGAAAGAGAAGAAGAAGAGGAGGAAAACGGAGAAGGGCUUCCUUGAACCCCCGAAGUGGAAGUACAAGGAGAUCAAGGAUGAGAAAAAGAAGGAGAAGAAAAAAGCUGAGCAAGAGAAAGCAGAGAAGGAGAAAAAGGAGAAAAAAGAAAGAGAGAAGAAGAAGGCCAAAAAGUAAAGGGUGGUUCUGCUGUGUGAAUUCUGAGUUUGAACUUAAACCACUGAGGGAAAAUAAGUAUGAGAUGUUUUUCCUCUUAAAACUGAGCUGCAAAACAAACACUGCAAGGACUCGC